Messenger RNA from Capra hircus (goat), 1034 nucleotides. It is a transcript of the gene SCG5, whose product is annotated as secretogranin V. Gene Ontology annotation, molecular function: enzyme regulator activity. The transcript has 6 exons. Gene Ontology annotation, biological process: regulation of hormone secretion; neuropeptide signaling pathway. Lineage: Eukaryota; Metazoa; Chordata; Mammalia; Artiodactyla; Bovidae. Gene Ontology annotation, cellular component: secretory granule. The coding region runs from base 114 to 752 and encodes 212 amino acids. The record is from RefSeq and is a predicted model, not a curated record.
GCUAAAAUGAGGAGGGAGGUGACGCACGAGCGACCCAGAUCGCCCCGCUUCUCGCCCGACCCCCACCGAGGCCCAGACCGCGGCAGGCUCCUCCGGCUGCAGCUCGGUUAAAAAUGGUCUCCAGGAUGGUUUCUACCAUGCUGUCUGGCCUGGUGUUAUGGCUGACGUUUGGAUGGACUCCAACAGCUGCUUAUAGCCCAAGGACCCCAGACCGGGUCUCAGAAACAGAUAUCCAGAGGCUGCUCCAUGGCGUGAUGGAGCAGCUGGGCAUUGCCAGGCCGCGGGUAGAGUACCCAGCGCACCAGGCCAUGAACCUUGUGGGCCCACAGAGCAUCGAAGGUGGAGCUCAUGAAGGUCUGCAACACUUGGGUCCCUUUGGCAACAUCCCAAACAUCGUAGCAGAGUUGACCGGUGACAACAUUCCUAAGGACUUCAGUGAGGACCAGGGCUACCCAGACCCUCCAAACCCCUGUCCCAUUGGAAAAACAGUAGAUGAUGGAUGUCUAGAAAACACCCCUGACACAGCAGAGUUCAGUCGAGAAUUCCAGUUACACCAGCACCUUUUUGAUCCAGAACAUGACUAUCCAGGCUUGGGCAAGUGGAACAAGAAGCUCCUUUAUGAGAAGAUGAAGGGAGGACAGAGACGCAAGCGGAGGAGUGUCAAUCCGUAUCUACAAGGACAGAGACUGGACAAUGUUGUUGCAAAGAAGUCAGUCCCCCAUUUUUCAGAUGAAGAUAAGGACCCAGAGUAAAAUGAAGAUGCAGUGUGGAAAUUCAUGUCACCUGCUAUACCUCCUUGGCACUGCUUCUGCCCGUGUGUUGUUAGAGCCCCUGUGACGGGCAGCAUGUUUCUAAUUCAGAUAAGUAUGGAUGAAAAGCAAACGUAUUUUGGUAUUGUGUUGUCCUUCGUACCGAUAGCUCUGCUUUCUGCUAAAUUAGGGUGAGAGCCUUUUUUCCCCUUUAAGUGUGGAUCUGCAAUGAGCAUUAAAAUUGAAUUGUAUGUGUCAACAACAAUAAAAAGCAAAUGAAUGAAA